Molecule: messenger RNA, 2053 nt
Organism: Eutrema salsugineum
Lineage: Eukaryota; Viridiplantae; Streptophyta; Magnoliopsida; Brassicales; Brassicaceae
Exons: 8
Coding region: 193-1782 (529 amino acids)
Biological process (GO): charged-tRNA amino acid modification
Cellular component (GO): cytoplasm
Molecular function (GO): tRNA adenosine(64)-2'-O-ribosylphosphate transferase activity
Source: RefSeq, a predicted model, not a curated record
UCGUCUUCCUCUGUUCCAUCAUUUUGCUGCGCCGCUUUUCCUCUGCAAUUCGUACUUCUUUUUUUCAAUUUUCACUUAUUUUGUGAUCUCUCUAUCUUAAAACCGCAAGUACCUGUUGUACUUUCGGUUUUCUUAGAUUAGAUUCCUGUGUCAGAGAAUUUCAGAAGCAGGUGUGUUUCUUGGUGUAAAACAAUGGCGGAAAACGAGAAAGAGCCAAGGACAACAAGAGAUAGUAUAUACAGAGCUGCGAGGAGAAUAAAGCGAAGAGACAAUAGCCUCUACAACGCUCUCCGAUCAAUCUACCAAGACUCCAUCUUCGUCGAUGAGAUCUCGCAGCUAUGGCCGAAACUUCCUCUUCUCGCCAACCUUCGUUGUGGUCUCUGGUAUUCGCCUAGAUUCGACGCCACUUGCUACUUCAAAUCCACCGAUGGCCAUACCAACAACUUGUCCUUCAACACUUCUCGGCUCAAUCUCCAUCUUCCUCUUCUCGCUGGAGAAAAAGGAGGUUGUAUCAUUAUUGAUUCUACUCGGAAAGGAAAGAGGUUUCCGGAUAGCAUGUCUAAAACAAUACCCAUAUGGUCAUGUGUAUUGAACCGAUCAAUAUUUAAUCACUUGAAGAGAUUAUGUAACACUGAUGCAGGUUUGACUAGUGAUGAUCAUGAUGGUGGUAACAUAAGGCAAGUGUUUGAUAAAUGGGAUUGUUCGUUACAUCUUCCACUAUGGGUUUCAAAAACUGAGAAGGCCUCUAUUGAAGCUCGACUAGAUGAAUGGACAAGACAGUUAGACGAGAGUGGAGCUGAUAUAGCUUCUCUGGCUUCAUGUUUGAGGAAACCUUUACGCCCUCUUUGGGUUUCGCAGAAAACAGUCAUAUGGUUGAAUGAAGUACCUGAGCAUGAUUCAUGGGAUUUCACACCUCUCAUCCUUGUCUCAGCUUCUGCUUCUGGUGAAGUUGAGCACAGAACCAAUUCAGAGUUUAGCUGGAGUUAUAUCCCAGGAGCUGGUGAUGAUGAAGAGAGCUGGGCUAGAGGUUUAUCUCCGAGUGUUUUCUGGACACAUGUUGACGAUCUUAUUGACUCGGGACCUGGCUUGUGUAACCAGAAAGUUGCGGAGAUUGUUGAGAAUGAAAGAGUGUACAGAGCACAGAGGGGUCAGGAAGCUCCUCAGGUUGUUGUCAAAUGCUCAUCAAAAUCUUAUGGUGGCGCAAAGAGUGAUGAAAUCUUAUCUCUUAGUGUACCAAAACCUAAAGUUGGGAUGAAGAAUGUCGAUGAAGAAAGCUUAGUAUCUUGGUUGGCUUCAACUAAUCUUGCUGUUGGGUCAUCACAAGUUGUUGGUAAGGCGACAUCUAUCGACUGCAUAAUAAAUUGCGAUCAAAAUCCGAUCUCAGUCCCUCUAUCUUAUCAUGAAGAGCAUUUGCAUCUACCUAUGAAGGGUUCAAAGUUUGAUAGAUUUUCCAUAUUAAAGAAUCUUCCUUCCGCGGUUAAUUUUGCUAAGCAGAAGCUUAGGAUGGAUAAGAAGCUCUUAGUUUGUUGUCAGGAUGGGGAAGAUAUCAGCGUAUGUGUAUGUUUGGCCAUCUUGAUAUCAUUAUUCAACGAAGAAGGGGCCUUUGAUGGUGGAAAAUCUUUUGAAGAAAAGAGUAUUACAAAAAUGGAGAUGCGACGGAUGCUAAUAUUUAUAUGCAAAUACGUUGUAAAGGCCAGACCAUCUAGAGGGAAUCUAAAGCAAGUGUUUGGUUUUCUCUCGUCUCAGCGAGAAAAUUCGGAUGAGAGUGAAUCUCGAGGCUGAGAAGAGAGAGGCUUAUAUAAUGUUCUGCGUAGAGUUCAUGGCGAGAAAAGAGAUUGGACUAGUGUUGUGGAGUUGAGGAGAUUCUUGAAGAAGACCAAAGCAAAGAAGCAAGACUUUAGUAGCUAGAUUGAAGCUCUUUGUUAAGAUUAUCAGAAACGAACAUCUUUUUUUCAUAUAGAGUUGUUUUUUUUUGUAUAAUGUCAAUCAUCUGUUGAGAAAAAUAUCAAAGCAAUUGAGAUUCUGGAAAAGAAAAGAAAAAACACAAUUUGAG